AUGGCAAAAUAUGACGACUUCUCUGUGCUGGUGCAAUCUUUGAAACCGACUUUUAUAAUGUUGUCAGAGUCGUGGUUAAGCCCUGCGAUUCCUGAUACAUUAGUGGCUAUAAACGGUUACACUCUUUUUAGGAACGACCGGGACGGCAGAAGGGGUGCCGGUGUGUGUAUCUUUGUAGCGGACUUGAUUUGUUCCAGUUUCACAAUUAAUACCUUAAGCUCGGAAGUCGGCAAUAAUGAAGCACUAUUUCUCAAAUUAUCGAACAGUAGUAUCUCAUUUGUGUUAGGAUGUAUAUACAGACCCCCAGACUCUGCAAUUGGUGAUGAUAGAAAACUCUUUACAACGAACCAAACACCGUCAACCCUCGAUCUAAUUAUCACCUCGGACGAUAAGUUACUAGCAAACUUGGAUUAUCUGGAUCCUGUUGGUAAAUUUGAUCACGUGGUGUUAAAGGUAGAAGUGCAAAUCUGUUUUGAAAGACGAAGGAAGAUUACCUCUACUUGUAGGGUUAUUACGAAUUAUGAGCUGGUCAACAGAGAUCUGUUCAACACUGACUGGUCCACCAUUCUUGUGGAACCAUCUGUAGAAGACAAUUGGACUAGAUUUAAGAAACAGCUUAAUUCUGUGGUGACCAAACACACAGUUUUCGUAGUAAGAAAACAGUCUUCAAAUAAACCAUGGAUCACCAAACAGAUUCUCAAACUUAUUAGAAAAAAGAGGGCGCUGUGGCGACGUUACAAGCGCACUGGUAGUGAGAGUGAUUACAAGGCACACAGAGUGUUUUCAAACAAAGUUUCUGCUACUAUAAGAGAUGCCAGAUGCAACUAUGAGAAGCGCAUUGCUGCUUUAAAAGAUGUGAAAUGUUUUUACAAAUACGUGCGGUCUUCCUUAGUUGGGCCUGUGAAGACCCCUCACCUAAGAGACGUAAGUGGACGUGUCACUGAGGAUAGUCAAUUGGUCGCUAAUUUGUUUGCGGGCACGUUUGCUAAAGUUUUUACAAUUGACACAAAUUCUAAUCUCCCUACUGUACAGACACCCCCAAAUUCCACAACUAUUACUUCCGUUGAAUUCUCUGAGGUAGCAAUAGCUAAAAAGAUAUCUAAACUGCGCAUAACCAAAUCUCCUGGACCAGAUAGCAUUACCGUGAGUCUUCUCAAAAAGUGCCAAUGUUUGUGCCAACCUUUAAAGAUUUUAAUGGAGCAGUCAUUUGAGUCGGGGACUCUACCUCUUGAAUGGAGGUCCGCGGUGGUGAAACCCAUAUAUAAAAAGGGUGAUAAGUUUGUUGCUGACAAUUAUAGACCUGUCAGUUUAACGUCUCACGUAGUCAAAAUCGCUGAAUCCAUUGUUUAUGAUGUGUCUGUUACUACAAAUUUACUCUGUAGUCUUGAGGACUGGAUCAAGACGCUUGAUUCCGGCGAAUCAACUGAUGUUCUGUACUUGGACUUCUCGAAGGCCUUCGAUCGAGUGCCUUUGCGACAUCUUCUACUUAAACUCAACCAUUUUGGCGUUCGUGGAAACCUUCUUCGCUGGAUAGAGGCUUUUCUUUCUAAUCGGUUGUUCAGUGUUAAAGUGGGUGACGUAUUUAGUAUGCAGAGAAGAGUGCUGAGUGGAGUCCUCAGGGAUCGGUACUUGGGCCCCUUCUUUUUGUGA
Molecule: messenger RNA, 1650 nt
Organism: Zophobas morio
Lineage: Eukaryota; Metazoa; Arthropoda; Insecta; Coleoptera; Tenebrionidae
Exons: 3
Coding region: 1-1650 (549 amino acids)
Source: RefSeq, a predicted model, not a curated record